AACGGGUACACGUUUGUCGCGGAGUCGCGGACGGGCGCGCAGCCCGCGCUCGGGUCAAAGUUCAAGCUGCGGCUGAUCGGUACGGUGUCGCCGCUGCUGUCGCCGAGCCACGAGGUGCUUCCCACGGCGUUCGCGACGAAGGAGGUCCGGGAUUACUACGUGCCGAGCAGGGACUCGGUCGUGAUGAGGUACCAGAUCGCGAUCCACAAGCAGGACCAGCUGGCGACGAUCCGCUUCACGACGAGCCGCGCCGACGUCAGCGCCACGCUCCUUGGUCCUCGACAACGACGCCGAGUUCCACCGCGAGGAGGGGAGGGGCGAGGUCGUCACCCCGCGCUGAUAUUCCGCAGGAAUCCAGGCGACGAUCUCAAGAAGAUCAAAUCCUCUAAACCCUCCGGGAUGGGCUCACCGGGGAAGUCACGACCUCCGACCUCGAUCUCGAAGACGAGGCUGGUCGACGAGGUCGUCGCGAAGAGGAAGGUAGAGGACGGCGACGGGGAGGUGCACGCGUACGUCGUCAUGGCGACCAUCGACAGCCAGUGCUGGCCGCUCAGUCGCAGGGACUGGAAGCACGUUCGGAAAGCCAGCUGCAGCGACCAGGAACGGCCGAGGAACAAAGGGAAGUUGCUCUCUGAGCCACUGCUGAAGACUCCCGAGUUGGACCAGCAGAGGGACGUUGCCCAGAAGCUGCUGAUGGAGGAGUACCGCGCGUGCAGGGAGGAG
This is a messenger RNA of Priapulus caudatus, 723 nucleotides long. Its product is annotated as androglobin-like. The annotation marks the transcript as partial. The record is from RefSeq and is a predicted model, not a curated record. NCBI's taxonomy places the organism in Eukaryota, Metazoa, Priapulida, Priapulimorpha, Priapulimorphida, Priapulidae. The transcript is spliced from 4 exons.